AUGGCUUCUGACCAAGGCUUUGGCUUCGAUUGGCACCCUGACAUUACACUCAAUGUGGAUGAUCAGUGCCUCGUGUCCUGGCUGGAACCCGAAUGUCUGAACCAUCACAGACAACAGGAGCCUGCAUAUGCACCCAUUCCGUCGAUGGAUGCACGGGCUCACACUGGUCUUCCUCCCGACUCGAUGCGAGUCCUCGAGAAUCUCCAAAUGCCAAAUGAGCCUCAGCAUGCUUCACUGGCGGACAGUGAUCUUUCGCCUUCGUCGAGUCCGCGCCUGGAUUAUGGCGGUCAUGUUCAGAGAUCACUGCACGAGCUAUCGCACUCGAGCGGAGCCUCCACGGUGACGCCUGGAUCGUCCUUCAUGAUCCACGAAUACCCAGAGGGAGACAGUGCCAGUCAAUCGCCAACUCCGCGGGGAGGUCGUCCUAAUCGUCGGCAGAAGAAACAAGCCAUAGGUCGCAGUAGCCAGGACCAUCUGAACUGCCAGUGGCAAGGCUGCGAGAGGAAAGAGCCCUUUUGCAACAAGGCGACCCUCAAGCGCCAUAGGGAAACCCAACAUAUCAGCCCCGGCGCGUAUCCUUGCCCCGAAGAAGGCUGCGGACAGAUCUUUAAUCGCAAAGAUAACCUGUUGGAGCAUAAGCGGAGGUUGCACGAUAAGUAG
Penicillium oxalicum is the source of this 660-nucleotide messenger RNA. RefSeq lists its product as uncharacterized. The record is from RefSeq and is a predicted model, not a curated record. NCBI's taxonomy places the organism in Eukaryota, Fungi, Ascomycota, Eurotiomycetes, Eurotiales, Aspergillaceae. Bases 1 to 660 code for a protein of 219 amino acids. The transcript is spliced from 2 exons.